This is a messenger RNA of Phoenix dactylifera (date palm), 1395 nucleotides long. RefSeq names its product plastid division protein PDV2-like. Gene Ontology annotation, biological process: chloroplast fission. Lineage: Eukaryota; Viridiplantae; Streptophyta; Magnoliopsida; Arecales; Arecaceae. The record is from RefSeq and is a predicted model, not a curated record.
GUGAGCCGGGCCUCGCUUACCAGUCACCACCCAUCACGGCAAGGAUUCGGAGCCUCUCCUUUCUCCAAGUACAAACAAACCAAGUUUCGAGCGUGAGAAUAAAUGGAAUUCGUGAAGCUGGCCUUCGUCCGCUUCUCGCAGCUUCCUCUCCACUAGAGAGAGAGAAUUCGAAGGCUAUGGAGGGAGAGGAGAUAGGGCUGGUGCUGGCCCGAGCAACGGAACUCCGCGCCAAGAUCAGCAACUGCAUCGAUCGGAGCGGCGGCAUUCGAGGCCGGGAAGCCGAUCCUGGCGACGGUGGAACGGCGUUGACAGCGGCGGCAGUGGCGGCGGCGGCGGCGGAGGAGGAGGAAGAGAGCCUCCUGAGUAUCCGCCAUGCCCUCGAGUCACUGGAGCGGCAGCUCGCCGCCUUGCAGGCUCUGCAACAACAACAAAGAUAUGAGAGAGAAGAGAUUCUAGCCCAGAUUGAUUGCAGCCGAAUGGUAUUACUUAGCAAACUUAAGGAGUACAAAGGGGAGGACUUAGAAGUGAUUCAUGAAGCCACAGCCUUUGCUGGUGAAACUGUUGAUCGCGAUGACGGACUUGUCCUCCCUCCGUACCCAAGUCACCUACCUGACUUGUUUGUUCUGGAUGAUCUCUAUCCUUCUUCACACUUCACUAGUAAGUACAAGCUUUCUCAAAAUGGGUUGACAGCAGACCGCAUCCAUGAUACCAAGGAGAGCAUGGUUGAAUCAGAAAAGAAUCAGAGAUCUCACCAGGGGAACAGAAACCCACCAAGAGGAAUAAGAUUUGUUUUUGGAUUGGUAGCCAAGUCUGUGAUGACAUUUGUUAGUGUCAUGUCUAUCCUAAGCUUGGCUGGUUACAAGCCAAUGCACAUAAAAGAAGCCAUUCAGUUCAAGGCCCUGGAGUUGUUCGGUAAGCCAGCAGGAGAGGAAAGACUGGGUUCUAUUCAGUGCCCACCUGGGAAAAUCCUGGUGAUCGAAGAUGGGAAGCCCCGUUGUCUUGUUAAAGAGCGAGUUGAAAUUCCGUUUGAGUCAGUUGUUUCAGCUCCAAAAAUAAGUUAUGGAUUUGGAUGAGAAGUUCUUGGAUAAGUUCAGUUUGCUUAGCUAUGCUUCUUUAGUAGAUAGAUUUUGUUUGAUCCUUUCCGCAAGCAGAACUUUUUCACCUUUCGCAUAUGAUUUGGCCUUACGGCCUGUGUCUCAAAGUAAAGAUGCAAACUUGUAUAGAAUGGACUCAUUACGCAGAGUAGUGCGUCUGGAACAAAGUAGAUGUACAGGCAUUGCUUAUUUCCUUGCAUGUUGCUCUCCUUUGGAUGUGCCUGUAAACUUAGAUCUUAGAACUGGACUCGUCUCUUGAAAUUUUUAUCGGUGUGAAGAACUUAAUAAUAUUUUUUGUAUA